CUUCCGGGGUGGCCCGCUCCCCCCCCCCUCUCCCCUCAGAGCGCUCAGCGAAGGAGGGGGCAGUGGCCCCGGGUUCGCGCCCCCUCCCAGCCGGGAGAAGCGGCUUUUCCUCGGGACGGUAGUGUAAGGUUUUCCUCUACCUCGCUGAGGACGGUGAAGUCAUCCCCGGACCUUCCGUGACAGUGCCUGAACAGCCCGGAUAUGAUGCCAAAAGAUCUCCAAAGUAUUUUAUAGUUUGACCCAAUGAUUCUUCUGGAUCUAUAUUUCUCUCUUCAAGAAUAAGUGCAAAGACCAAAUCCUACUUACUACCAGAUAUUUUUUAUUGCAAGAUCAUGGACCAUAUUACUAGGGAGAAAGAUGAAAGGCGAACAGGGAAAGGGAAUCCAGGAAGAAGCACGCACAGUUCUCGAGCAUCAAGUUCCACUUCGGCGGCUGGAGUUCUCAUGGUCGGGCCCAAUUUUAGGGUUGGCAAGAAGAUCGGCUGUGGCAAUUUUGGAGAGCUCAGGCUAGGAAAAAAUCUUUACACAAAUGAAUAUGUAGCAAUCAAGCUGGAACCAUUAAAAUCUCGUGCCCCACAACUGCACUUAGAGUAUAGAUUUUAUAAACACCUCGGCUCUUCAGUUGAAGGCUUCCCACAGGUAUUUUAUUAUGGUCCAUGUGGAAAAUACAAUGCCAUGGUACUGGAGCUCCUUGGCCCAAGUUUGGAAGACUUGUUUGACCUCUGUGAUAGAACAUUCACUCUGAAGACUGUCUUAAUGAUAGCAAUUCAGCUGCUUACUCGAAUGGAAUUUGUGCACUCAAGGAAUCUCAUUUAUCGAGAUGUCAAGCCGGAGAAUUUUCUUAUUGGCCGGCAAGGAAAUAAGAAAGAACACAUCAUCCACAUAAUAGACUUUGGAUUGGCCAAGGAGUACAUUGAUUCUGAAACACAAAAACAUAUACCUUACAGAGAACACAAGAGCCUUACUGGAACAGCAAGAUAUAUGUCCAUUAAUACACACCUGGGCAAAGAACAGAGUCGGCGAGAUGACUUGGAAGCUCUUGGACACAUGUUCAUGUAUUUUCUUCGAGGCAGUUUACCAUGGCAAGGCCUUAAGGCUGAUACAUUGAAAGAGCGAUACCAGAAGAUUGGGGACACAAAGAGGAAUACUCCAAUUGAUGUUCUCUGUGAGAACUUCCCAGAGGAGAUGGCCGCCUACCUUCGUUACGUCCGACGGCUAGACUUCUUCGAGAGACCAGACUACGAUUACCUACGAACCAUCUUCACCGAGUUAUUUGAAAAGAGGGGAUUCACCUUCGAUUACGCCUACGACUGGGUUGGCAGGCCAAUUCCCACUCCGGUGGGACCCAUGCAUAUAGAAUCGGGACCAUCUGUAAUGAGAGACGCCCACAUACACCGGGAUCGAUCCUCCGUACAGCCUUACCGAAAUCAGCCUGUGUCCGAACGCAGAGGAGAGUGGGAAAUCCCGGCAGUCCGGCAGACCAAUGCUAUGUUUCUGGCCUCUCACUUGGCUUCCGAACGGCAUGGGGGAUCUGUCCAGGUGGUAAGCUCAACCAACGGCGAGUUGAACGUUGAAGAGCAAGCAGGAGCACCUUCCAACGUACCACUUGCGGCCCGUACUGAGGUGGAAGUAGUAGAGGAAGCUAAGUGCUGCUGCUUCUAUAAGAGGAAACGAAAGAAGUCUUCUCAGCGCCAGAAAUAACAGACAGCCAAGAUGGGACGUCCACCAUCGAUGGUCGCCCAUGGACAGCAUCCACAGCAGUAAGCCAACAGCCGGAGAAUUGCA
Molecule: messenger RNA, 1784 nt
Organism: Thamnophis elegans (Western terrestrial garter snake)
Lineage: Eukaryota; Metazoa; Chordata; Lepidosauria; Squamata; Natricidae
Gene: CSNK1G1
Product: casein kinase 1 gamma 1
Exons: 14
Coding region: 333-1700 (455 amino acids)
Biological process (GO): peptidyl-serine phosphorylation; positive regulation of canonical Wnt signaling pathway; endocytosis
Cellular component (GO): plasma membrane; cytoplasm; nucleus
Molecular function (GO): protein serine/threonine kinase activity; ATP binding
Source: RefSeq, a predicted model, not a curated record